CCACAAACCCUUAAACAUCCACGUAACUACAACCCUCAGCUUGUUACAGUUUGAAGGAGGAAUAUGUAUUUAACGUGAUCCCAGAUUUAAUCUGGUUUGAAAUAAAGCUUUAUCAUUUGAAUUAUUUCGUCGGAGAUGCUCGUCGUGUUUAAAACCCGAUAGUUUAAACUGUCAAAGCUACUGCUUCCACUGUGUGGUCUGCGUUAAACGUGUAAAAGUCCUGAUCAAGUGAACAUGGAUUUAGAACAUGCGUUAAUUUACAGAUGAACCUCAAAAGUCCUGAAGGAGACGAUUAAAGUGUUCCAGGGUUAGAGGUCUUGGUGCUAAGAAAUAUUUAAAACAACACAAGACUAGCAGGGCUUCAGUUAGCAUCUUGUGAUCAUAUAAACAGUGGAAUUAGCCAACAAAUUAUCAAAAUAUAUGACAAUUAGAUGUGUUCAGAGGAUCCAGAUUAAUCUAUAUAUAAAUUAUGAGAUUAAUCUAUUAGUAAUGUAUUCUGGAAAGGUAAUAAAUGCUCAUCACUAGUUACCACAGAGCCUAAACAAAUGCACCAGCAUAAUUACAGUAUAAAGAUAGCCAUGUUUAGGGUUGACUUAUGUUAUUAUACAGUUUGUUAAAUCAAGUCAGUUUUAUUUGCAUGAAUCACAACUUUGCUGUAAAAGGCUUUGCCAUUUGUACAACAUAUGACACCCUAUAUCUUAAUCGUUUUGUGAAUGUUUUAAACAUUAUUGUAUUUUGCCGAAGAUGUUUAGAGAUGCACGCUAUAAGCAGACUCACUUUCCCAUAACCACUGCACAGGUUGAUGCAUCUUAUUUGUUUUGUGCUUUACUAAUGGACGUAUUGGUGAACUGUCUCACUAGUUUCUCUGAAUAAGUGUAUACCUUUACUGUUUACUGGGUUGUGUAUCAAACAGCACCAUCAGAGGUCACAAGCGCAGCAGCUAAUAAGUUCUAAUGUAUUCUUAACUAUUGUACGUGAUAAGCUUUUGUGACCUACAACUGUUUAAUUUCACAUCUUCCAGUUCUUGGCAGCGCAUCCUGUUAGUGAAGUUGUAAUGGCAUCUGACACCAGUGAAGCGGCAUCCUCCCCUCCAGACCUCAAGCUGCAGUUUGCUCCCUUCAGCAGUGCUCUGGAGGCCGGCUUCUGGCAUCAGCUCACUCAGAAGAAACUCAACGACUACAGAUUGGACGAAAGCCCCAAAUCUAUUAAAGGGUAUUACUACAACGGCGACCCACUUGGUUUACCCACUCGCCUGACGUUGGAGUUCAGUGCAUUUGAAGUCGAUGCACCGACACCAGCCCGUUGCUGUCCAGCUACUGGAACGCUGUAUAACACCAACACCCUCGAUGCCUUUAAGACCACUGAUAAGAAGGCUCUGCUGGAGAAAGAGGCCAAGGAGAUAUGGGAUUCUAUACAGUCUGGAGCAGCAUUAAAGGACCCAUCCAUCCUCUGCAGAUUCAUUCUGCUGACUUUUGCAGAUUUGAAGAAGUACCAUUUCUACUACUGGUUCUGCUUCCCUGCACUCUGUUUCCCAGAGGGAAUAAAGAUCAUCCAACAGCCGUCUACACUAGAGCAAGUUUUCUCAGCAAAACAGAUCACAGCCUUGCAGGAGGCCUAUGACGUCCUUUGUAUCAAAAGAGGGACCACUGCUGAGCCUUACUUCCUAAUGAAGUACACAACUGACACCGUUCAGAUGGCUCCGCUCGAGGACUGGGACACGUUUAUCACUGACACAAAGAAGGUUACUGUGGGAGUCUAUGAUCCGUGUACUCUGUCUCAACAUCCGGGCUGGCCUCUGAGAAAUCUGCUGGUCCUCUUAGCCAACCAAUGGGGCUCUAAGCUGGACACAGUGGAGGUGCUGUGUUUCAGGGACCGAACUCUGCAAGGAAGCCGCUCCAUACAGCACGGUGUCAUCUUCCAGAUAAAACUGCCUGAGCUUCCCCUCAACUCAGCAUGUCCCAAGAGUGUAGGUUGGGAGAAGAACCCUAAAGGGGCCAUGGGACCCAGGAUGGUCAACCUCAGUGAAUGCAUGGACCCUAAAAGACUUGCAGAGUCAUCAGUGGACCUGAAUCUGAAGCUGAUGAGAUGGAGGCUGGUUCCUUCCCUGGACCUGGACAAGGUGGUCUCCACUAAGUGUCUUCUACUGGGAGCUGGGACUCUGGGCUGCAAUGUAGCCAGGACUCUGAUGGGAUGGGGAGUGAGACGCAUCACAUUUGUAGACAAUGCGAAGAUCUCGUACUCCAAUCCAGUUCGGCAGCCGCUCUAUGAGUUUGAAGACUGUCUAGGAGGAGGGAAGUUCAAAGCCAUGGCAGCUGUUGAUCGACUCACCAAAAUCUUUCCCGGUGUGAAUGCAGAGGGUCACAAUAUGAGCAUCCCCAUGCCCGGUCAUCCAGUGAAUUUCUCCGAGGCCACUCUUUCCCAGGCCCAGACGGAUGUCGAGCAGCUGGAGAAGCUCAUUUCAGAACACGAUGUGGUCUUCUUACUCAUGGACACGAGGGAGAGCCGCUGGCUGCCUACAGUGAUAGCUGCCAGCAAGAGGAAGCUGGUGGUUAACGCAGCUCUAGGCUUUGACACAUUUGUCGUGAUGCGCCACGGCCUGAAGACGGCCCCCGUCAGUCAGGGUGUUUCUGCAGCAGCAGACUCCUCCACUUCCUGUUCUUCUGCUUCCUCUUCGUCCUCCACAUCGGCCGGCACCGCGCCCUCUGUCCCAGCAUCCUCUCUGUUCUCCAACAUCCCAGGGCACAAGCUGGGCUGCUACUUCUGCAAUGAUGUCGUGGCACCAGGCGAUUCGACCAGGGAUCGGACUCUGGAUCAGCAGUGCACAGUGAGCAGACCAGGCCUGGCCAUGAUUGCUGGAGCCCUGGCUGUGGAGAUGAUGGUGUCCAUUCUGCAGCACAGUGAAGGAGGCUACGCAGUGGCAAGCAGCAGUGACGACAGAAUGAAUGAACCUCCCACCUCUCUGGGUCUAGUGCCACAUCAGAUCCGAGGCUUUCUUUCAAGGUUCGACAAUGUCCUGCCUGCAAGCAUGGCCUUCGACAAAUGCACUGCCUGCUCACCCAUUGUCCUGGACAACUAUGAGAGGGAAGGUUUCAACUUCCUGUCCAACGUCUUUAAUUCAUCCCACUCCUUCCUGGAGGACCUGACGGGGCUGACACUGUUGCACCAGGAGACUCAGGCUGCAGAGGUAAAUCACACUCUUAUACACCACAAACGGGUACAGACACACACACACACACACACAAAAGCCUUCCGCAGUCAGAGACAAAGGCCGCAGCGUCGACAUGUACAUUGAUAAAAGCACAAUGUCACACUUGAUGCAUGCACAAGUGUGAAGCUUUGGAGUUGGUGUUUGAUUUUUCUCUUAACCCAGUUUUACAAGAGAAAAAUCGUCUUCGUGUUUAUCUAUCUGGCAACUUUGUGUUUUAUACGGUCGGUUCAGGAGGUCAGAAGCUGCCGGCCUUGAGCUGGGAUACUGUGGAAGAAACGCUUUGAGCGACUUCUAAACCUGACCGAAUGUGCACUUUGUGAAGGAGGCGGAGGACUCGGGGGUGGAAUACCUGGCCAUCUUUCUUGGAAAGAUCCCUAAUAAAUAAUAAAAAAAAGCACUGCAGAGGAUGAAAUUUGCUCUGAGAUGUUGAAGGCUCUGGAGCAGAGGCUGUGCUGUGCCUUCUUGGGAGACUUUUAUGUAGGAAAUGUGGUUGCAUCAGAAUGUGGAAACUCACUCAUUGAGCAGGAGUAACGUUGUGUUGUGUGAAGGCUUAUGAUGGAGUUCUCUGGGUGUCUUCUAGGGGGUACUGUGAGAAUAUGGGACCAUAGCUAAACAGCAUUUGGUAUUUGUGUAACUGGAGUAAGUGAGUAUUUUAGGCAAUAAGUCAAGCACGUUCACAAGUGAGGGGAAGACAAAGAACGACAGGUGAAUCGGUGCAGCAUCUGCAAUGUACGUUAAGAGGUUUCAAUAUCCUGCCUCGCCUGGGAAUGUCUCAGGAGAAGUCAGACGUCAUGGCUGGGAAGAAGGACUUCUGGGUGUUCUUGCUUACCCUGCUGGAGCCGUGACCUGGACCCGAAUAAGGGACAGAAAAUGGAUGGCUAGAUAGAGCUUACCAUUGAGCUGAGAUUCAUCAGCUCCUCUUGUGGAAACUGAAGUUUCAUUCGUGAGAUUUGUUGAAUUAAAUGUUUUAAUAGGAGCUACGCUGUUUUAACUCAAAGGCAGAGAUAUUUUUGUCCCGUUGUAAUUAUUCUGUUGCCGUAGCAGCACACAGUUGAUGUCUACGGAGCAACGAGGGGCAAAACGUUCCAACAAACAUGCAGAAUACUUGGUGGUGGAAUAUGGGUGGUUUUCCUCAAGACUCCCCUCUUGACAUGAGGGAGGGAGGGGUUGGGUCUGGUCAUGCCGAGCUGUGGGAAAAUCCCACAUACUUUCUCCACAACUCCUACUCAUAACACACAGAUGGAGGAGGCUAGAAGAGAAAAAGCAAGGACGCACGACGGAAAGGAGGGAAAAGAGGAGUGUAGAUAAGAGAAAGGCAGUGGAGUUCGAAAAGACGAGGAGAAAAACAAAUGGAAAGCAAAAUAGGACAGGAGAUUAAAGAGAAAGAAAGUAGGAGCUGGCAAAGAAGAAUAUAUAUAUAUUUGUCCUUUUCACUCUCGUUCCCUGAUUCUCUCUAUCAAUCUUUACCUCAUUCUCUAUCAUUCUCUCUAUCGAUUGUUCCUUCCUUCUCUAUUCAACUCGCCCUCUCCCUUGAUGGAGUGUGUUGAAGUGUCUGGCUCAGGUCCCUUUCUCCUCAAUCAGAAGAUAGAGAGAUUGUUUUGAUUGCUCAGCCCACUAGCGCCGAAAGUCUUAGCGCCUGUUUCCUGUACACAGAUUAGCUACUCCAAAAACUACUGCACUUGGAGGACGUCCCUUCAAGUUUUUUUGUUUUUUUUCCUAUUCCAGGAAAGCGCAGAGGUUCUUCUCCCGCUCCUGAAAGCAUAUUAUUACUUAUUUCAUGCGGGAUCCCACUAGAAAGGGGCCUGUGGCUCAUUUCGGAUCUUGUCCCAUAUUUUAAGAAGUACCGACCCGAAAUAAUGAUAAUUCUCAAUGUAAAAAUGAGGGGUUUAAAGGGUCCUUGUGGGAUACCUUUUUAUGUAUUGGAGUUGUAUACAGCUAUGAGUCAUCAGUGGAUGAUGCUCAUGGCUUCCAGUGGCUUAUUUAAUGACUUGAUGCUUUAAGAAGGUUCUUCUUUAGAAGUUAGACAUACUGUAGGUCUGUGAUUUUAAGUGCGUCUGUCAGCCUAUCGUCUGAUUAGGAAACACAAAAGAAUUGGUUAUGUUUUACAAAAUGUUUGUGCGUGGAUUUUAGUGGAUUUAAAUGACUUUAUUUGCAUAUUAAGUUGUUAUUUUUACCCAUGCUCACGUCUUUCCCUAAAGCAUGGUGCUGAAUUCUUUACAGAUCGUGUGUAUCUGUGUGUGUCAUUGCAUGUUCAAGUGUGUGUAGCCAUUCUAAACUAUAAUCUACGUCACCAGAUAGCAGUACUAUGUACUUAUGGCCUAUUUUGGGCGAGUUUGUAACCUGAGAACUACUUCUUAUGCAGUCACCACAGCGUUUUAGGGGAGUUCAAGUUCGGUAAAAGUUUAGACUAACUGAAAGCGCGCGCGUGCGUGCGUGCGUGCGUGCGUGCGUGAGCAGAUCAGUGUGGAUGGCUUCUUUGUGAGAUCAGUCCGAUUGGGAUUUUAAACUUUGGCAGAGUGGAAAAUGUACUACGAGUCUGGCGUCUGGCAAAUUAGUUACAUGUAUUUUAAAGGUAAGUAUGCAACAUGUCAUGAGUGGUUAAGAAAGGCAAACAUGACAAACCAUUUUUAAAUAUUCAUGAUAUGAUCUGUCCUUGUACUGUGUUUUUCACCACUUUUACUCUACAAUUUGGUACGGCCAGUUUCCCGACAGCAGUCUUUGCAACUGUUGCAUCCACUGUCACUCCCCUCAGCCUCAGUAUACUUCAAACCAAGUGCGCGGCAGAUCGUCUGAUGGUGGAGAUACACCAAAUCUGUUGAUGUUUGUGAGGACGACUUGUCCUAUUUGUUUUCUCUGGAGAUCCAGUGGCGUGUUGAUGAUACGGAUCGGCGGGUUGACUGACCAUUCGCUGUUUUAUCUGAAUUUGACAAACAAAUUCAGAUAAAACCAUCAAAGUAGGCAGCGCUGAUCAAAUAUAAAUCAAGAUUCUGUGACUGCAUUGCGUAUCUCUCGCCUCAAAUCUUUUCAGGAACAUAUUCUACAAACAUAUUUUAUUGAGCCUUUUGCGUGCCACAUGUCUCGGCUUAUACGCGGUUUCUUUUCUUUACUUUACUUUUGACAAGUCAUGUUGUUGGUUAAAUGCAGUUAAGCAUUAUUAACAUUUACCAAAUGUCCCUUCAGUUCAACCAGGUCAGAUGGCACACAUUGGCCCUUCCAGAUCAGUCGCUAUUGCACGUUCAACGACGGGUUACCUGAACUGAACACAGUCCAUUUUGGUAAGCAUUUAAACAAAUGUUAAACCAGUGUAGAUACGUGUUAGCAUGUCAGAACAGGGUGUUGUGUUGGCUGGUUAGCCUUCCUGAAUCAACACACACACACAAAACACUCAAAGAGCCUGAGAGGAAAUGACAGUCUGUACAGGAUGUUGUUCAUCUCCUCUGACGCAUCCGUCUUUGGCUUGGCAGGUGAAAUUAUAUAAAAUAGCGUAUAUAUUCGUCCAUACAGGCACAGAAAGGGGUCAGGCGGAUCCUUAUUAUGUAAGAGGAUAGAGAUCAAAGGACAUGGAUUUUCUCCCUCCAAAAUCUGAGAGCCUUUUUUAUAUUAUUAGCAGAAUAUAAAAGGGCUAUGCACAGUAUGAAAACCUCCACAUACAAAUGAUGUGGUGCCUUUUCUUUAGUACAACUGUUAUACUCUCGUGAGCGAGUCUAUGAAACAUCCAGAAAUUGUAGUAAGAGAAAUGAUACAUUAUAAUCUUAAAUUGUUUAAGUUAAAAUACUACUUAGUGGCUCUGCAGUACCUCACAUUAAAUUAUAUACAAUCAUAGCUCAAGUUUUGUAUUUGUUGUUCCCAGUUAUUUUAGGAAGAAAACAAAACACUAAAAAAGUAUGUUCUUUUAGGAAGAAUAUAAAACAACCUUCAGAAAACCCCCUACCACUAAAAAAUGAUGUUUUUUUAAAUAAUUUAACAAUGAUAAUGGUGAAUUCUCAAGGUGCUUCACAUACAGUGAAAACAAUUAUAGGACAACGUUAGAACUAACCAAUAUAUAUGAAAGAAACAGUUAUAAGGGUUGAAGUCGGAUAGAUACAAUUAUAGACAAAGUUUCAAGUCCCAAGUUUUAAGUAAAUAAAAUGAGUCACUACCCAGUUGUACCCUGCUUGUACCAUCACGUGAUAUCAAAGGAAGCCCUCGGUCACUGGUCACUCUUCAUGUGACACAUUCCUUUCAUCAUUUUCAGUAAGCGAUCCUUCUGCUCGCGUGCGUGCGUGUGUUUCCGCACACACGAGUCUGCCUCACUGUGAAUGUCCCGUAUACAGAGAAUGCGUGACCCUCUCAGCACAAAGGGCCUUUCUGCACAGCUCUCGUUCCACGCCCUUCCACCUACGCCGACUGAGCGCUGCCAGUAAGUCACAAGAUGAAGACGUUUGCGUUGAACUUAGAAGAAGAAUGUGUCACUUGUCACACUAGUUUUUCCUUCUUUGGUUUGAUCUUGUGACAUGAGUUUUUUCACCAAUUACAUAUUCUGCAAAGUGAUUCACUUAAAAUUAUUAUUGUAAACUUAUACAAUGGGUGUCAAGCUCAUGACCAGAACCCCUUAUGUAGUUGACACCUGGUUUGGUCCCCAGUGCAGAACUGGGUCACACAGAGAGGGUGUAUAUUGUGGAUUUUACUUGUGGAGGGUGUAACCUGUCUUUGUUCAACAUCAUCAUCUCAAUGUUGCAUUUUGAAAUGAAAUCCUUGUUGAAUUACCUCAAUCCCUAAUUAAUAAUACGAGACCUUCCUGGAGGUUUCCAGGUCCAGGAGGUCCUUGGGGGUCUGGGCCCCCCAAUUUGUUUUGUCGAUGAUAAUCCAGAUAUCCAGGACAACUUUUCAUGAGAUCAGUGUCUUGCUCAAGAACAGUUCAAUAAGUGACAUUUACAGUUGGGAGUAUCGUGUACAUGGUGAGUUAGUUCCAGGGCAAUCUCUCCGCCAAUUAUAAGCUAAAUCUUUUUUUUUUUUUUACUAGGCUAUGCACUGAGUUGAACCACACUCUACUUCCAAGCAUGAUAAGUCUUGAUAAAAGAAAAUCCUGGGUCUUGACAAGCUCCUCUUUUUUUUUUUUUUUUUGCCUGACCACAGUACACAGAGGCAGCGUGCGGUAUAAUAUAGACAACUCUGUUACUUCAGAUCUGUGCGUUUGAUAGCAGUCUGUGCGCCAUCAGAGGCCACUAAUCAUCACCUUGAGUCAUGCUAAUGGCCCGAAGGAGCAGAGGUUACCCAUCCACCCACGCUCUGGUCUACGUACAACACUGUGCUGAUGAUAAAGUUGAUGUAGUUAUGUUGGCUCCUCAACCAGCAGCUUGGGAAACACACAAGUGGGAGCAUGUAUGCACACACACACACACACACACACAGUAUCACAGACUCUCGCCACACUUUCCCCUCCUUUCUCCUCCUCUCUCUCUUUCUCACCCCCACAUAAACAUACACUUGAGCGUCAGAGGGCCCCAUGGAUGUCAGAGCUUUAUCCAAACACAGCUACGGUUGCUACAUGCUGCAAUUAUUACCAGAUGGACUCAUGGAAACAUAUUAGGUCUGCUUUUUCAUUAGCACACUGCACACGCUCCGGUGAGAGAGAGAAUGAGAGACAUUUCAAAAAGUUGUAUCCGUUACAAAUUUCAAAUCAGGCGCAAUUGACCCUAUUCAACCCUUGUCCCUGAAUGGUUGUAUAUUUCAAGUUCCAUUUUCUUCCAUUUAUUUCACAUUUUCAAAACAUCCAGUUUAAUGUCUGUUUGUAUCAAAGUCACACCCUUUUAUUCUUUGCAAUCUUACACUCAAGAGUGUUUUAAAAAGUUCUAUUAAAUCAAAUGUGAUGACAGAAUAUGGUCCAGCCCUCCCACCCGGUUACAUGUAUUACAGAUACUGCAAAAAAAAGUUUAUUAGUUAGUUGACCAACAGAAAUAGUUGAUAAUUCAUUUAUUUUAUUUUUAUUUAUUCAGGCCACUUAUAAAGGCAAAAUGUUCAUGUUUCAAAGUCAAUAUUAGGACUCCAUGCGUUUCUCUGUGUUAUAUCAAUUAAAUGAAUACAUGAAUAUCUACGAUUGCUUUGAUAAAACAAUAAAUAUAAUGUCCCCUUGGAAACGAAUGUUUCAUUUAGUUACAUUAUGAUGUGUUCAAGCUCCAUUCAGUAAAAAUGAGUACAAGGCGAAGGUACAUUAUGACAUUAUAAUGAUGUGUUCAAAUGUAAUCUUGUCUUUAGGCGAGGAAUAUGAGGCUGAUCAUCAGAGAUUAAUGAUAAAUUGAAUUCACAUAAAAACAGUAUGCAAACGAUAAUAAAGGGGUGUAUGUUGACAUACAUGGAUUUAUUCUUCUGUUUAGUUUUCUUACCUCGGUAUCUAAUGGGUAUGGAGACUUGUGGAGUUUCACUAGUAUUGGUAUUGACCACUACAUUUCUGGUAUCCCUAUUAAUGACAAACGUAAAGUACACAAACACACACUUAUGCCAGUGUCAUCAUGUAUCUCUGGUACUAAUCAUGUGUGUAUUAAUGUCCCAUAUGUAUGCCAGCUAUGCCUGCCUGACAUCUAUUGCACUGCUAAUUAUAAAUGUGUAGUCUAAUUUUAGGGAUGUAUGUCAGCUAUGUAAACACCCAUCACACCUCCUAUGCUUCCUCUCUGUACAGAGUCUCUCUCUCUCUCUCUCUCUCUCCUUCUGGAGUGCUGUCUCUCUCACACAUGCACACACAUGUUCAGUGCUAUAGUUGGUCUAAAUCUCCACAGUUCUUUACGGGAUAAAUUCAGAAGCUUUAAGUCAGUCUGUGGCUUGACUUUUAAUCUUGCUUGCUCACCUUUCUAACCUUUUUCUCCCUUACGGAUGUGAGUAUAUUUGGUACUGAAGAUUCCUGUUGUAUUGAUGAAUAAUUAUUUACCUGACAACUGUCCUGACUCUUGAGUCCACUGCGUUUAACUACCCUCUCAUGGUGCCCUCCCAGGUUACAAAUUAUGGUUUUGGAGACAUUUUCUGUGAAAUAUGUAUCCGAUUCUGUAUUUACUACACAGUGCAUAUUGGUAGUCAUAGUAGAUGCUAUCAUUUUUCAUGAACAGUAACUUUCUUUUGUGCAGUCCAGCAUCAGAGUGUCCACCCAAACUACAUGUACACAAACUUUAUUGCAUCUGUUCACUGUCAUAUAAGAAUCCCAUAUAGUUUAAAUAGCUUCUGGAUUAUGGUGGGGAAUGAUAGUCUGUUAAAUAACACACAUCCUGUGUCAGGGCACAUUUGCAUCCAGCACUUUGGUCAGGUGGGUCAGCUAUGUCAUCAUUCCUUUAAUACCCCCCCCCCCCCCCCCCUCCUUUCUGUUUCUGCAGCUGAGGUAAUAUGAGUUGAGCAUAGCUGCUCAGUGUUCCCCUUAUGAGAAGGUGCUAUCUCAAGCAGAAUACCAGUCAAAUAUAAAUACCCAGGAUACAUACAGAACAUAUUAAAAAAUAACUCCUAUUAAAUAUACAGUUCUUAGUAAUUUUGUCACCAUAAGAAGCCAAAAACUAUGUGUAACUCUCUUUUGGGCUGUUAUAUUUAAUACUUUUCCAUAUGGUAUGUAACGUAGAUUAUAUAGAUGAAGAGGGUAUAGUGUGAAAUAUAGCAGGUGAUAAGAUGUGAACCUCUUUGGCCUGCACAUUACUCCACUGCUGAGGGAUACUGCUUUGGUGGGCUGUAUAUUAAUACUACACUCGUACACAGGGCUGGAGCCGGUGAGGAGGUGGACUGUAGGUGGGGGGCAAAGUGGAUGCAUGGCACCCAGGACAGCUGUCUCGCUUCUUGAGCCCAAAGGGGCCCAUUCAGAAUUAACAAUCAUUAAUCUUAGGAGAGUUAUUUUCACAAGUCAUAAAUAGGACCCAUAAAGCCAACUUUUCCUUCACUAUGUGGGAAAACUUAGAGCGGCCCUGCUCCUAUAAGGGGUCGCUCCUCCCCGGCGCCAGUCGGUCCACAGUGAUGCCUUCUUCUGGCCUGGCAGCUGGCUGUGUGCAUGGACGGACAGACAGACGAACAGACAGAGUAGUAGUCUAGUCGUCCCUGUUUAGCUGCUACUCUUCUUCCUCUUCGGUAGCUUUUAACGACUAUUUCUGUAUCUGUAUCGGCUUUGCACUUUUAAAGUGGGCUUUCACUCACUCACUCACUCACUCACUCACUCACGCACUCACUCACACAUCAUACGGAAUGUUUUGCUACUGUUCUUUAACAUGGGCAUUAUGAUAUAUGAGAUCAACAGAUAAACAUUGCCACAUCGCCACCUCUAUUUUGAAAAAUAAUAUGUUUGUCUCGUUUCAAUUAGGCCUUCACACAGGGUCACGUUUACCUUGUUAACAAAAACAGCCCCUUUCAAAGACUCACUAAUAUCCCAGAUUUUCUCAGUAAACAUUUAUCUGAUAGUGAGAGCCCAUGGAUGUUGUUUUCUGUUGUCACCAUUUCUUGUUCUUAGCUUGGCUUUGAAGUGCAGAAAACAACAAAAUCAUUCACUCUUUUGGAAACGGGGAGAAUAAGACAAAAAUCCUAUUUUGUUGUUGUUUGCCUAUAGCUACCUGUUUCUCAUGACUUACUGGGUGUUCAGCCAAAACAAAACAAAAAUGCAUGUUGUUGAGGGAAAGGUGUUUACAGGAAUGAAGUGUGAUCCAGGGAGCCCAGUUUCAGAAACGGAUCACUUUUUUAAGGCUAAUCAGGUUCCGAAACACCAGACAACCGUUUUUGCAACAAGCUGACAAUCAUUUUAUUAUUUAUCUCAAUAAAUAAUACAAAUAAAACGGGUAAAAUGUUAGAAAUACAGUGUUCAUGUUUCAAAGUAGUCGACCUGAAAUGUGCACUUGCACACAUGAAAUUGUCCAUUACACAUAGGGUGGAAUUUAAUCCUCUAGGAUACAAUUUAAUGACUGAAAAAAAGUUAGUUAAGAUAGUUCAAAGAGACCAAUGCUGAAUUUGAAGCAUGUUUACCUGCCUGACUUCAUUGUGGAGCUUAAAUGUGGCGCCUGCAUCCCUCUGUACAGUUGGGGAGUUGAUGAGUCAUUAAAUUGAAAUCUCAGGACCGUGUCCUGUUAAUGCUCUAUUGUUGCCUCCAAACUAAUGCAAACUAACAUUCACUUGUUUUAUGUAAGUCAGCUGAGCACAUGCAGUAAGUGAUGGCCGAGGACCCCACUCAGCAGCCUAAAUAUAAAGUAACACAAUGGUACCUCACUCUUCACUAGUUGUGACUGUUUAAGACAAUCUAUCGCAGCUACUUCAUCUUAAAAUGCCUUUCCUUUUAAUAAUGGAUAAAUAAACACAAGCAUCUAAAUAUGCAAAAUAAGUAAGUAUUUAUAUGAUUCUUGUCUGAGUGCAGGGCUGUUUAUUCCUCUGAUUCUGGUUCUUUGAUCCAGAAACAUUCUCCAGCUGCAUCAAAGACUGAGAUGUGUGUGUGUGUGUGUGUGUGUGUGUGUGUGUGUGUGUGUGUGGGUGUGKGUGUGUGGGUGUGUGGGUGUGUCAGUGCGUGCAUGCAUGCGCAUGUCUGAUUCUUGUAAAUCCUGAUUCUAGCCUUCCUGGCUAGUCGCAGGUAAUCUGCCCUGGAGCUCUCUGGCCUGAAAAGGAAAUACACACACACACUCACACACUCACACUCUCACACAUUUAUGUACAUCUGGCCACAAUGCCGGUUCUUAUCUUUUUCCCCUGAUGCUGUUCUGUCCAGCACAUGGAAGACGGUGAUAGUAUCAAGCCUCUGGUUCAGAUAAUUACUCACACAGACACGCAAACAGAAAUAAUAUCUGUACAUGUACGCACACACGUGUGUGUGUGUGUGUGUGUGUGUGUGUGUGUGUGUGUGUGUGUCUGUGCCCCCAUUAUUCUGAUUAACUACACUUUUGUUCUUGAACAAACGUUUGUGACUGGCAUCAUUUCCUCUGGCCUAAUUUUAAUUUAAAAACUGAAUCACUGUAGUGACUCAUUUAAAUUAAGCUAAAACAAAACAUGUUAUUAUUAUUGACUAUUCACAAACAUCUGUGUGUAGCCACAUGAGCGUCAUGGCUCCCAAGUCCAAAAGCUGAUGACUGUGUGCUUUGAAAACAUUUUUGGUUUAUUCGAUCAAGAAUUCGAUUGUCAAAAAUGAUCCGUCACAGUUUUAAUGUUCAUGUGUUAAAAAAAAGUUUGCUUUGUUUUGUAAAUAAAGAAGUUGUUGUGAGUGAUUGAUUCUCAGAGUGAAGACGUCUUUAUAAUGAAAGACUGUGACUGCCUGGUGCUCUUAGCAUCAGAUCAAAAGAUUGCCUCCACUGUGGUUUACUAGGCACUUUACUGUCUUGAUCUGUGUGUGUGUGUGUGUGUGUGUGCGUGUCAGGGCUUGUUGCUUCAUGAAGAUUGUUGAUUCAUUUUAAUAUGAUUUGUAAGUUGUCCUGAUUCGAACUGAGGUCUUCUAAAACAACAGGAAAAAAACAAAGCGGGAAACUGUUUUAAUUUCAUGUUUAUUCCCCUGAAGGUUUCUUUACAUGUGUGCGAGUGUAUGCGUGUGUGUGUUUGUAUGUGUGUGUGUGCAUGCAUGCCUACGUGCGUGCAUGUGUUUUAUGUGUGCUCAUGUGGCCCGACUAGUGUUUGAUUGCUCUUCUGACCACACGUGAGUUGGCUUUGACUCACAGUUAAUUAAACCUAGGGCAGGUCUGAACUGGCAACACACACACACACACACACACACACACACACACACAGCCUCUGAAGUUGAUCUGUUAUUGCCAUUUGGUUAGUUGCACGCUCAAAACAGUUCAUUAGGUAGAGUUUAUACUGGUUGCGCACACACACACACACACACACACACACACACAGUGUAAUGCCUCUCCAGAGGGAACUGAACUAAAUGGAGGCGUCACACUGUUAAGAACCUUUAUUUUAACCUUUACAGCAAUUGUGAUGCGAAUUAUCGUCAUAAACAAGAGAAGAUGAUUGAAAACAUUUUCCAUCAUUCCUUCAUUCUUGUGUUAUUUGAAAAAAGGAUUCAAAGCUGCAUGUCUGCACUAUGUUUCAGCAUUUUGAUAAUUUUGUGUUUUAAGAAUGAGAAACUUUAUUUUGUGUUAUGAAACACUUUUAUGACUCGUGUGACGUAUGACUGAAAAUGUGUUGAUGACCUUCUCUAGCAUACAGGAAAUGUGUCAGAGGGAAAUAGGGGCCACAGCGGGAGAGAGGAAGAGGGAGGAUGGGGACUGACAGAUUAAGUGAGAGAUUAAACAGAAAAGCAGAACGAGAGAAUCCAAACCUUUGAGAGAGAAGAAGAGUGUUGAUGUAAGACAGUUUAAGAGCAAUGCCUGAAAUACGAGGGAUUCAUUCUAAUAUAAUCCGUGAAGAGUUCAGAUAAGAGUACCUAGAAAUGACAGCAAUGCUGAGUGAGCAAAAACAAAAAAGUUUUAACAUUUAAGAACAAGCUAAGGAUACGGAGGGAGAGCUGUCCUGAAAAAGAGGGUGAGCAGUCAGUCUGGGUCUCAGGAGAAACAACAGGACCCAGCUGUUGCUCUGCAGGCCACCACACCCAGCCGAGAGAGACUCUGUUUGUUGUUGUAGCUGGCCUUUAUGACUCUGAGAGGGAGAACGGGGAGGUGGUGGUGGUAGCAGAGUCCUAGAGUAAAGUUCCCUGAAAGUAUAUGACGAGCGUCCUUUAUUAUGAAAUGUGAAUGAGAAAAGACGGGAGGAUGACGCAUCACUUCCUGGUUUGGUGUGUCUCUGUUAUGAGGUUUGAUUGCAAGGUUUGCUAUCUGGGUCGAGUGCCGGUGCUUUGUUUGAUUACCCUGAGACUCGGGAGUUUAUGAAAACGCAGCCGGGGGACGUGACCUCAGCUGGGACCUACACACUAACUCUGUUCCCACCAGGGCUCCUCCAAACCGGCUCUUUCCUCUUUCGUCAAACCACCUUCACUCCCACCCAUGUUAUCCUUCACUUUCCCUAUGACGCCUCUCCUCUACGCAUGUCUUGCACGUUUCUACAGUAGCCCUGAAUGGACAAACCAAACACUGUGUCAAGAUCGGGCCGUUCGCUUUUUUGCGUUUUCGUGUCGGCUGCUGUACUUCUACUUGCUUGGCUCACGGGAGAAGUAUCAGUUUGUUGCAAUCUGCAACUCUAGAUGCCUCCAGAUUCUACACACUAAACCUUUAAAUAUAUCUUUCUGUUGGUUUAUCCCUUCAAGGGAUUCUUCGGAAACUUCCCCCGACUCCUUUCCCACAUGAGAUUAGAGGAGGAUGUGUUCAGAAAUUUCUGUAACUUUCUUCUUCUUGGGUGUGGGUCUAGUUGGUCAGUUUGGUGUCAAACCCAGAGGACAGGACAUGUGCUGCUGAGACUGCAGGUUAGUUAGUUGGUGACCCUCCUCUUCCUGUUUCCACCCAUCUCCUCUUCCUUUUCCGGUCUCAGUGAAUACAAUGUGUCCUCAUGCACACUCGCACACACAUACACACAUACACAUCCGCACAAACGCAUGGACUAAUCCAACCCCUGAGAGCCGUAGGCCUGGAACAAAGAGGACACGAGAGAGAACGCAGCGGAUCGCUGCAGGAAAUGGAAGAGGAGAAAAUCAUAAUUCAACAGGAGGGGGGAAAAAAGCUACCUUAAUCUGUGUGAUCUCAGUCCAGAUAUACUGUAGUACGAGGGAGACAUUCGAUGUCGAAAAGGUUUAGAUUUGAAAAAGAAGCUAAACUUUACGGCUAUGUUACGUAGAGGUUUGAGUUAUUCAGGCCUUGAGUUGUCCAACUCAGAUUACAAUGUUUUUUGGCAGGAAUAAGAACAUAAAAUGCAAUUUUAGGCUCCACAGGAUCACUUGUAUAGUAGUUUGACUGCAGAGAAAAUAUAGACACUGCUCUUCAGCGAGGCCACUCAUUACGAUUGUUGAACCAAUCGUAUAGUGGUUAUGUUUUGGGCGGCUGAUUGGACCAAGAACGACGGAGUAUUUCCUUAAAUUUCAAAUUGUUGCUUGACAAUACAUGCGCCCCAGACUGACUGUCAAGAAUCUAAAAUCUGUGUGUGUUGGUGGAAAUAGUUUUUUGCGUGUGGGAUGUUUAGACUUAAACAAUCUCAAGUGCUGUAAUCUGUUUUAGGUGACGACCUCAAUUUCCAAAUCGGACAAAAGUAGAGCUUUGAAUCUGGAUCUCACACAGUCCCAACAUCUUGUAUUCACUGACGCAUCUGGAACUACUUUAUCAAACGAGUGUUUUUACUGCCAAGCAAUAUUAGCCAAAGCUCUGCUUAUUGUGUGGAAUUGUAUAUGCUGCCUGGAGACAUUACUUUAUUAAACAAGGCAUUAGAAGCUUUAGAGUCCUUUAGUAGCAUGUUUUUACUAUUGGAUGGCUUCGGAUAGCCUGAAGUGGCAAUGAGUAGAAAAUAAAGGCCUGAAAAAGCAGCAAACAGAGCACAUGAGGGCCCUUCUCCCAAUGGGAAUAUUUGACAGAUUAGUCAUAUCGUGGAUGAAAAAGUUGGAUGAAAUAAACCACAAGUUGUGGUAGUCAUCAAAAACAGUAAGGAAAAGUCAAAUUGAUGUCUUUAGUGGGAUUUCCACAAAGGGAAAAAAAGUGCUCGUGAUUUAUGAAAGCCCAUCGCCCCUGAUCUGCUUCUGGAAGAAAUUGCAUUGAAUCAAAUGAAGUUGCAUCAGUUUGGUCGUGCUCUAUUGUGGACUCCAUCUCUAAAGAGCAGUGUUUAUGUUAGGAUUACAUAACAUAACAUAAACUCCCACAUGCAACACUUAUUGCAAAGGGUUGCAAUAAAGCUGGUUGAUCCACCAUUCGUGUGCUCUGGUAGAGUAGUUUUGCAUCUUGACGUCUUCUUAUUUUAAUUUGAUCCUAUUUGUAUUUCACUGUACCGUGCCCUUCCCUUUACUGCAGUGAACUACACAUCUCACACAUAAGAUUAGCAUCUGCUAUUUUAAUCUGCCUAUUCUACCGCCUGAUUUAUUUGGGAUUAAAGGCUUGUGUUCAUUGUUAUGAGUUAUGAGCAAGACACAUUUACAACUUCAUUUUCAAAAAAAAAAAAAAGCUCAAUUUACAUCAACCCCGCCCAACCUCAGGCAGACUGGAUGUGGCUAAAUGUAAGAAACUAAGUCAAGUGCCUGCACAGUACAAGUGUGAAUAUAUGGCAAACCUUCCCCGUUGUACUUAUGCAACUAAAAUAUGACCCAUAGCAUCCAGCUGUCACAUGGCGACAUGCUUUUAGAGAUCAUUUUGAAACCCUAAAUACACGAAUGCUCCGUGCUUAUUUUUGCAACACAAAGACGGACAAGUGACAAAUUAAAGGGAGAGAGA
Messenger RNA from Anarrhichthys ocellatus (wolf-eel), 17457 nucleotides. It is a transcript of the gene atg7, whose product is annotated as ATG7 autophagy related 7 homolog (S. cerevisiae). Gene Ontology annotation, cellular component: cytoplasm; phagophore assembly site. Gene Ontology annotation, biological process: piecemeal microautophagy of the nucleus; C-terminal protein lipidation; autophagy of mitochondrion. The transcript is spliced from 17 exons. Lineage: Eukaryota; Metazoa; Chordata; Actinopteri; Perciformes; Anarhichadidae. Gene Ontology annotation, molecular function: Atg12 activating enzyme activity; Atg8 activating enzyme activity. The record is from RefSeq and is a predicted model, not a curated record. Bases 1055 to 3292 code for a protein of 745 amino acids.